Molecule: messenger RNA, 1436 nt
Organism: Daldinia caldariorum
Lineage: Eukaryota; Fungi; Ascomycota; Sordariomycetes; Xylariales; Hypoxylaceae
Product: HAD-like domain-containing protein
Exons: 1
Coding region: 80-1315 (411 amino acids)
Molecular function (GO): phosphoprotein phosphatase activity
Source: RefSeq, a predicted model, not a curated record
GCCGUUUUUUUUUUCUUAUUUCACACAUCUUCACUUUAUCCUGGUGUGAAGAAACUUUUUGGCUACGCCGCUUUCCUUCAUGUGGCACAUCUCUCGAGGUAAUGUGCUGCGUGGUGUAGCAAAAGUGUCUACCGGGCUCUUGAAGCCGUCUUUCAAAAGCCUGGUCGUCUCGGCGCGCCUUUCAACCUCUGCGACAGAGACGGCGUUCUCGCAACCUAGACACCAUACGCUACUCCGAAAUUUAGAAACUCGCAUCAUGAGUUCGGAAGAAUGGGGAUAUCAGUCGGGGUCGGGGUCGGGGUAUACACCCCUUAUCUCUCAGAGGUCUUUAAUCCAACAAGCCUCUAAGCCUAUCUCUGUACAAGAUGGAGAACAAAUACCGUUGGAAGCUCAGUCGCUAUCGCAAUCUCAACCUCAAUCGCAGGCUUCUACAGCUGACGCCGGCCUAUUCGCAAACAUCUCUACGCCGCCUCCGCCUGAAGUAGACUCUCCUCCCUAUUCACCACCUUCUGUUAUAGGAUCUCCAGUCCCUCGCUCCCCAAGUCCAGCAAUCAUUAAUGGCAACGACGCAAAGCCGAACAAAGUUCAGAAACCGAAGAAGUUGAAAAACGGCCGGGAUAAGAAAACCGAGCCGUCUGCUGCUUCAGGUGGUGUCCCAGAUCCUUCCCCAGAGUAUCUAGCCCUUGCUGCAUAUCCGCCUUUCCAGCUACCAUAUGCGCGCAAGAUCCUCGUAGUCAUCGACCUCAACGGCACGCUAUUAUACCGACCUAGCCGACACAAUCCUACCUCCUUCGUCGAGCGUCCUCACGCGCGCACCUUCUUGCGCUAUUGCAUUGAUACGUUCAAGGUCGUUAUCUGGUCUUCAGCGAAAUCGAACAACGUGAAAAGAAUGUGUGCGCAACUUCUCACUCCCGAGCAACUAUCCAGGGUUGUUGCCGUCUGGGGCCGCGAACGCUUCGGCUUGUCGCCAGAUGACUAUAACACCCGCGUUAUAUGUUACAAGCGUCUCAGUGCUCUGUGGGCCGAUCCUACUGUUGCGGCUAGCCAUCCAGAGUUUGCAGAAGGAAAACGAUGGAGUCAGGCUGAUACUCUACUAGUGGACGACUCGAUCGAGAAAGCACGUAGUGAACCGUACAACAUCAUCGAGAUACCCGAAUUUGAAGGACAUGCUACCGAGCCAGGCUUCGUCCUUCCUCAGGUACACGACUAUAUUAAUGAAUGUGCUCGUCAGGCUGACGUUAGCACCUAUAUCCGUAACCAGCCUUUUAAGACGGUACCGGGCUGGCAGCUUCUCCCUUCUAACACUCUUGAGUGAAGAGGGAAAGAAAACGGAGAAGAGAGGAACAGAGAGAAGUUAAGCAGAGAAAUCUCCCUCUAUAAUAAGAGACCCAUCUCCUUACCUGUGUGAACUUCCUCCGAGUGGGUGGAAGGUUAGA